AUGGUACAGAGAUAUGAGACGAAUAGACGUUUUAGGCGACGUAGUCGUGAACGAGAUUUUCCUAAACCAUUGAUUUCGACAAAAGUGUUGGACGCAGCUUCGCAGCGGAUUUUCGUUUUUUCAGUAUUUAUACUAUUACAAAGUUGGAAAAUUUAUGAUUUAGUAUUAUUAAAAUCAGAUCUUGCUUCAACUAGCUUAUCGAGCUUCACUUUUAUACUAAAGUAUGCUGUGAUAGAUGGUACAUUUCUAUGGCUCUUACCCAUCCUCAAAAUACCUCAUAUCAAUUUUUCACCAUUGCAAACAAUUGUUUGCAUUUUACUCAUGAAUGGUAUUUCAAUGUUUUUGGUGAGUUCUUGGGCUGUGCCCCUUUUAUCGUACAUUGUGUUGCCGGUAUGGAAGGUUUUGCUUCAGAAAAAGGAGUUGAAUAUCGUUGGGGAGUCUAUUACUCGAGCAAAUGCCAUUGACAUGGACUCUCACUUUAAGGGACAAUUGACCAUUAAAUACUUGCCCGAUUCUUCAGCUAAAAUGAACCCCUUCCAUAUUGACCAAACGUGUUUGGGGUCCGAAAAUGGGUUUGAGAUUGAGAUGCCAGUUGAGUUCAAUACCACGUCUGGAAUUGGAUUUUUACAAGUCCAGCAAACAACUCCAAACAAUGAGAUAAAAUUGCAUAAUUACACAGGCCAUGCGUUGAACAAGCUAUUUCGAAAAAACAACUUGCACUUGAAUAAACUCGGGGGAGAUUCAAAGAACAAGAACAAAAACAAGAAUAGCAAUAAUAUUUUUUACGCACAGUUUCCCAUAAGGGAGCCCGGUUUCUACCGAUUGAAAAACGUUCUAGACAAAAAGGGGAAUAGUAUUAGAAUGUACAAGUCCGAGUUUAUGAUAGCCGAGUGCCCACUGGCAAGAUUCUAUUACCCGCCACAUUUUGACAAAAGUAAAACCUUUAUGUGUUUGUCGUCUUUAGAAGAAAAAACAUUCCCAAUUCCAUGGUUGGAAGUAUCAGGGCCACCGCAAUUAUUUGUAGCCCUUGAAAUAAGAGUAAAUGGCAAUGAUUUCAAGUCAUUCAAUAUCAGUAUUAGCCAAGAUGCCGAUAAUAGUAAAGAUCGCUUGAAAACAGACUUUGGCUACUUGCGAACAGUAAAAUUGUUGAGAAAUUCACUAGAGCCAAUUGUUUUGCAAAAUCUGCAUCCAAAAGAUUUGGGUGCAGAUACAGUUAUCGAAUUUCAUUUGAAAUCUGUGCUGGAUAUAUUUGGAAACAUUCAUCGAUAUCAACCGCUUUCAAAAGAUUUGGACGUGUGGUUCAGGUUGAAUUUGAGGAAAUCGCCCACUAUUGGUUUGUUCGAUCCAAACCCAGAAAAGCAAUUGAUCAUUAAUGGGACAAAGGCUCUUGGUAUUUCUCAUAUGGAUCAAUUCAAAGCCUCUGAUUUCCCAAUUGAAAUAACGGUUGCCGCUACUACUACUACCAACAAUAGGUCAAAUUUUACCCAAAAAUUCAACUCUGUAAGUGCUAUGCAAAGGGGGAUUUCCAUUAGCCAACCAGGCUCUUAUCAAUUGCUCAAUGCUCAUGAUGCUUUUUGUCCUUGUGAAAUUGCCAACGUAUCUUCUGUAGAGGUUGAACUAGCUACACCUCCCAAUCUUGAUAUCAUUGCAGUACCCGUGAGUGAUAAAUGUCUUGGAGUGGUUGGAUACAAAUUUGACUUCAACUUGACAGGAAAAGCACCAUUCAAAGUUCAAUAUCAAAUUUAUUCAAACAAUUCGGGCAUUCUAAGACCUAUUGUCUCUGAUUCAGGCAAAAAAAUGAGGGAAAUACUUUCCCACCAGAAUAGUUACUCUUUUGAGUUUAGACCUCCUAGCGAGGGAAGUUAUACCAUCAUUUUUAAGAACAUAAGGGACGCGAAUUACUAUCAACGUCCAAUACCGGUUAACGAAACAAUCUUCUCAUACCAAACGUACUUCAGGCAAGCAUCGGAGAUCUUCCUCAAGCCACUGUCGAGAACACUAUACACAUGCUAUGGGGAAUCUGCUAGUAUACCUGUUGACUUUAAAGGCAAUGAUCCGUUUAGUUUUGCAUUUGAUUUUAUUGAUCCGCAGUCCAAGAAAAAUUUGAUAAAGUCCACGCAUGAGGAUAAUGUGAUAGGCAACUUUGUAAUCAGGACGCCGCCUUCUUUGAUUGGUAAGACAUAUGAAGUUGUAUUGAGAGAUGCAAAGGACAAAUAUGGUUGUAAUGUGAGAAUUUUGAAUCAGAAUAAGCCAGUUCGGGUUGUGAGUAGACCAGAUAUUCCCGAAGUUAGACUAAAACAACCCAAUGAGCAGCUAAUGAUUGUUGAAGGCGGUCAUGUAGAAGUACCACUAGAUUAUAAGUCGUCAAUAGGUCCGCAUGUCAAGGAUUUUAUUGACAUGAAAUAUCUACCCGUUGAUGCAAAUCAUACACAAAUCAAGCGUGCCAGUAUAAAAGGAUCCUCGAUUCAAUUAUCGCAAGCAGGCACUUAUUGGUUGCAUAGUUUUGAGAAUAAUGGAUGUAAGGGAAAAAUUGCCGAUUCUGAGAGGAAGGUUACGUUAUUUUACCAUGAAAAACCAAGCUUGGCAAUUGUUCCUGGCAAUGAAUAUUUACAACAUAGAGACGACUCAACCAUACACUUGAAGCCUGUUUGUAUUGGAUGUGAAAAUGAAAUCAAGUUAAGUUUAAAAGGGAAAGCUCCGUUUGUUAUAGACUAUGAGAUUAAGCUACCCAGUGGCAAGAUCGAGUCGCGUUCAAUGUCCAUUGAAGGUGAUCUGAUCAAGGUCAAAUUACUUACAAAAGAAAAUGGGCUUUAUGAACACACAUUUAAGCGUAUUUACGAUAGUAUAUACACAAAAGGUAAGGGAAUUGUAGUUGAGACAAAUACGCCAAAGGUUUUAUACAAGGUCAACGCUUUGCCAAAAGUUCAAUUUCUUUCAGAUAAGCAUUUUUCGCAGAUAUGUGAAAACAAAUUAAACAUGGGAGAAAGCUUGUGUAAUAUUCCCGUGAAAUUUUUUGGCGAGUAUCCAUUUGAUAUCGACGUUUUGGUAAAAAAUGAAGAAACCGGAAACACACAAUUACUUCAUUUCAAAAACAUUAUCGAACUGCACUUUGCACUAAAGAGUAUGGACUUUUUUACCCUUGGAGAUUAUUCAAUAUCCCUAAUCAAAGUCACAGAUGGCAAUGGUUGCACAAGUGAAGUGGAAUCGAAUCUUAAAUAUAUUUUAUCCAUAAUGGAACCUCCAAAUAUUGUCAAAUCCGAUCCAUCAAGAAGUCAUUACUGCGUUGGCGACCAUGUUGCCUACAACCUUACAGGAGCGGCUCCAAUUAAAGUUUUUUAUGAGUACAAUAAUGUUGAGCGCAAGGCAGAAGUGAAUCACCGUUUUGAAAGAUUGGCAUCAAAGCCUGGUGUUCUCCAUAUCAAAAAUUUGGUUGACUCUGGAGAAAACCAAUGUAUGGUUGAUUACACGACAUCUUUGGAUAAAUUUAACUCAUUACUGUUGGAAGUACACGAAUUGCCGAGCGUUGAAGUGAACAAGGGUGACUACAUUAUCGAAGAUUUACACGAAGGAGAUCAAACUGAGUUGAUCUUCACAUUUGUUGGUGAGCCACCUUUCCAGCUCACAUAUAUAAGAACUAUUGAGGUGAAGAGAGGCCACAAAAAGGUUAAAAAGUUGCUAGAAAAAGAGUCUGUACUGGAUAUACUAGAGCGAGAGUAUACUGUUUUGGCAAGUCUCGAAGGAACCUACGAGGCAAUCGAAGUUAGUGAUAAGUAUUGUCGGGCCGUGAAGACGGUAUCUUAUAUAGAAUAA
Lodderomyces oxycetoniae is the source of this 3810-nucleotide messenger RNA. RefSeq names its product Pom152p (gene POM152). Bases 1 to 3810 code for a protein of 1269 amino acids. Gene Ontology annotation, cellular component: nuclear pore transmembrane ring. Gene Ontology annotation, biological process: protein import into nucleus; nuclear pore organization. NCBI's taxonomy places the organism in Eukaryota, Fungi, Ascomycota, Pichiomycetes, Serinales, Debaryomycetaceae. The record is from RefSeq and is a predicted model, not a curated record. The transcript has a single exon. Gene Ontology annotation, molecular function: structural constituent of nuclear pore.